This is a messenger RNA of Aspergillus melleus, 1775 nucleotides long. Its product is annotated as fungal specific transcription factor domain-containing protein. The coding region runs from base 220 to 1524 and encodes 434 amino acids. NCBI's taxonomy places the organism in Eukaryota, Fungi, Ascomycota, Eurotiomycetes, Eurotiales, Aspergillaceae. Gene Ontology annotation, cellular component: nucleus. The transcript is spliced from 4 exons. The record is from RefSeq and is a predicted model, not a curated record.
UCGUCUCUGGUGGAUGUCUUUGGGUAUUCCGAAGACAGCCAAACCAAUACGAUAUCCCUUGUGCGGAGAGUGGAGCAACGCCACGAAGACGAACAAAAUAGCAGUCGUCGAAAUCUGCCGCCUAAAACGGAUUGCGAAAUUCAGCAGUGCCUAGAAAAGGUCCCCGAGGGCCCGAUCUUGGACUUCCUGAUCGACUACUUUGUGCGCGAAGUAAACUGGAUGGACCAGCUUGUUCACCUCCCUUGGCUCCUAAACCAAUACCAACUUUGGCGGACCGUCAAAGCGCCGUCGUCUAUCUUCGAGAUCGAGUUCACGGUUCUCCUUCUGAGGAUAUGCUCGUAUACAUCCGAAUUUCUCCCUUCUCCGUCCUGCACCAUUGACAGGAUCCGGGGCAUAUCUUUGGCGGAUAUUCGCCACUCUUGCGACGAGGCUGCUGACAGUCUUUUGAAACUGGGUCUUCGCUUCGAUUCUCAGGGUGGUCUUCUUCGCGUCCAACAUCUAGCUUUUGCUGGAUUAAAGGCCAGGUGCGAGGGACGGAUGAAUGAGUUCCGACAUGCGCUGAGGUCCACAAUUCAAGUGGCUCAACAGAUUGGAGCCGAUAAAGACGCCUCUCGAGGCCUGGACGAGUUAGAGAAAGAAACGCGCCGCAGGAUCUUCUGCAACCUGUAUAUAUGGGACAGCCAUCUAUCGCGGCAGUCAGACCGCAUUCCAAUUCUUCCUGGUGGGUUAGAGCCGGAGAAUAUGCCGCGCAUGCGCCUUGGUCCCGAUAUAGAUGAGGACGCUCAUGGCUUCGAAGUAUUCACCGAGCGCAUUUCCCAAGCUCGCCUGGCGAAUUUCUGGAAGGCCACGGGCCCACGUUUAGGAUCCAAGUAUGAUAUCCUUGUAGCCGAAGAGAGAUAUGAAAAGUUCUGCAGCCAGUUUCUGUCCACACUGCAAUCUGCUUUUGCACUCCAACCAGAUAAGCAGUGGGACAAGCAGCUUCCCAUGCUCCCUCAACAAAGAGAGAUAUUGUUUAUCUCUAUCUUCGAGUCUCUGUGCUACAACUUUCGGCCGGUGCUGUUCCUGGAGACCAGUGAGGUCCAGGAUCUUCCACUGUACAAGCAACUCUUGGUACAGUCCCAACGAAAGGCGUUGGCGGCUGCGGCACUUUUUGUUCUACAGGGGGUCGAAAGACUGCAUGCUCUGCUUGGGGGCGCUCAAACGCGGUAUACGGGAAUCAUUCAGCCGACGUUUGAAGCUGCAGUGCUUCUAGUAUCACUCUGCGUUGAUCCAAGCUUUCUUGGUCUUUCAAUCGGGGAGGAAAGAAUGGAGAAUGUCGAGGUUGAAGACAAUCGUCCUACAACUAUGACUACUACUACCAGGAUCGAUCCUCUACGGACCGACAUGAUAAACCUCAGACGAGAGGAGUGCAUCCGAGCAAUAUGGAAUGCACUCAGUCGCCUGCAGAUGCUUGCGGAAGUCAGCAAAAUGGCAGACGUGGGAGCGCAAACUCUUGCCGAUUUGGUCCGUAAACUGGACAAGUAGGCCGCAGGCGCACAGAGAAUGGAAGAGACGAGAGAGACGAAGAAAGCUUCGAUUCUAGUAGGGGGUAUUCGAUGUGAAUGUUGAUAUGAAUAUGAGCUAGGGCUGUUCCAUUUGGCUCCUAGCCGUUGAACUGAAGUCAACUGCAUGGUCUCUUACUUUGACACUUACAUAUCAUGAUUCAACUUUUCGCGCGAUCUUAUUCCUCGUUGUCAAUCUACUCAUAGAUACACAUUGUGACCCUUCUACUUGGG